Messenger RNA from Diceros bicornis minor, 1116 nucleotides. It is a transcript of the gene MRPL15, whose product is annotated as mitochondrial ribosomal protein L15. The record is from RefSeq and is a predicted model, not a curated record. The transcript has 5 exons. Gene Ontology annotation, cellular component: mitochondrial large ribosomal subunit. NCBI's taxonomy places the organism in Eukaryota, Metazoa, Chordata, Mammalia, Perissodactyla, Rhinocerotidae. Bases 33 to 923 code for a protein of 296 amino acids. Gene Ontology annotation, biological process: translation. Gene Ontology annotation, molecular function: structural constituent of ribosome.
UGGGUGCCCUUGGAGGCUGUCGCUGGGGGGUCAUGGCCGCUCCCGUGCAGGGCGGUGGGGCUGGGGCCCUGGACCUGCUCCGGGCGCUGCCCCGUGUGAGCCUGGCCAACUUAAGGCCGAAUCCGGGCUCCAGGAAACCGGAAAGACGACCAAGGGGUCGGAGAAGAGGUAGAAAAUGUGGCAGAGGCCAUAAGGGAGAACGGCAGAGAGGAACUCGGCCCCGCCUGGGCUUUGAGGGAGGCCAGACUCCAUUUUACAUCCGAAUCCCAAAAUAUGGGUUUAAUGAAGGACAUAGCUUCAGGCGCCAGUAUCAGCCCUUGAGUCUCAAUAGACUGCAGUAUCUGAUUGAUUUGGGUCGAGUUGAUCCUAGUCAGCCUAUUGACUUAACUCAGCUGGUCAAUGGGAGAGGUGUGACCAUCCAGCCAUAUAAAAGGGAUUAUGGUGUCCAGCUGGUGGAGGAGGGUGCUGACACCUUUAAGGCAAAAGUUAAUAUUGAAGUACAGUUGGCUUCAGAACUAGCCAUCGCUGCGAUCGAAAAGAAUGGUGGUGUUGUUACUACAGCCUUCUAUGAUCCCAGAAGUCUGGAAAUUCUGUGCAAACCGGUUCCAUUCUUUCUGCGUGGACAACCCAUUCCAAAACGAAUGCUUCCACCUGAAGCACUGGUACCAUAUUAUACUGAUGCAAAGAAUCGUGGUUACCUGGCGGAUCCGGCCAAAUUUCCUGAAGCAAGACUUGAACUCGCCAGGAAGUAUGGUUAUAUUUUACCUGAUAUUACUAAAGAUGAACUCUUCAAAAUGCUUAGUACUCGAAAGGACCCAAGGCAGAUUUUCUUUGGUCUUGCUCCUGGAUGGGUGGUGAAUAUGGCAGAUAAGAAAGUCCUAAAACCUACAGAGGAGAAUCUGCUCAAGUAUUAUAGCUCAUGAAUUCCCUUCCAAGAAAGAGUUGUAAAAGAGGACUGGAAAAGGGGCGGAAACGUACGUAUUUCUCGUUGUGUUUUCUUAAUUUGUAAUUCUCCAGAUGUUGAUGUUAGUUUUUCAUGUAAUCAUAUCUCUUUUUCAUUUUUAUCUAAAAUUAAAAUAAAAAUGCAGUAAGCAAGGACUGCGUAGAGGAACUGAA